Manis pentadactyla (Chinese pangolin) is the source of this 5534-nucleotide messenger RNA. It is a transcript of the gene C1H21orf91, whose product is annotated as chromosome 1 C21orf91 homolog. NCBI's taxonomy places the organism in Eukaryota, Metazoa, Chordata, Mammalia, Pholidota, Manidae. The record is from RefSeq and is a predicted model, not a curated record. Bases 149 to 1042 code for a protein of 297 amino acids. The transcript is spliced from 5 exons.
UCGUUCCCACGUGCAUUUUCCUGCAGCGGGUCGAGGAUGGGAAGCUUCGCUACGUCUAGUUAGGGAAACGCAUCUAAGGUUCCCGCAAUGAAUUAAGCAGUGUCCCGAAUAGGGCGUUUUUCCUGCAUUUAACAGCACUAAGGGCAGCAUGAACCAAGAGGAGCAGUUUGUAAACAUUGAUUUGAAUGAUGACAACGUUUGCAGUGUUUGUAAACUGGGAACAGACAAAGAAACACUCUCCUUCUGCCACGUUUGUUUUGAGCUAAAUAUUGAGGGAGUACCAAAAUCUAAUCUCUUGCACUCCAGUUCGUUAAGGGGCCAUAGAGACUGCUUUGAAAAAUACCAUUUGAUUGCAAACCAGGAUUGUACUCGAUCUAAGCUUUCAAAAAGUACUUAUGAAGAAGUUAAAACCAUUUUGAGUAAGAAAAUAAACUGGAUUGUACAAUAUGCACAAAAUAAGGAUCUGGAUUCAGAUUCUGAAUGUUCCAAAAAUCCCCAGCAUCAUCUGUUAAAUUUCAGGCAUAAGCCAGAUAAAAAGUUACUCCCACAGUUUGACUCCCAAGUACCAAAAUAUUCUGCAAAGUGGAUAGAUGGAAGUACAGGUGGCCUCUCAAACUGUACGCAAAGAAUAUUGGAGCAAAAGAAAAAUACAGACUUUGGGCUUGCUAUGCUACAAGACUCUGGUGCCUCUUUACACCACAAUAGUGUAUUAUGGCCUCACAGUCAAAACCAGGCACAGAAAAAAGAAGAGACACUCUCUAGUCCAGAGGCUGAUGCUGAGACCCAGCAUCCACAUUACAGCAGAGGGGAAUUGAAUUCGAUGACGCUUCGUGAGGUAAAGCAACUGAAUGCAAAGCUCCAACAGCAAAUACAGGAAGUUUUUGAAGAGUUAACACACCAAGUGCAAGAAAAAGAUUCUCUGGCCUCAGAGCUCCACGUCCGCCACAUCGCCAUUGAACAGCUUCUCAAGAACUAUUCCAAGUUACCAUGCCUGCAAGUGGGCCGAACAGGAAUGAAGUCACAUCUACCCAUAAACCACUAAACUAAACUUAUGCUCAACCUCCUAUGCCCUUAUGCCCUACCAUUUAUUGACCUGCCAGGCAUGCAAACUUUGAAAAUACUGAAGAAAGUUAUGGUCCACUUUUUAUGGUCAUUAAAUUUGCAAAAUUUAAGGCAGUAUUUAACGUCUUUGUCAAAUAAAGCAAAUCAUUACACUCUAGUCUUCUAGGGUUAAUUAUUUUGGUUCAUUUGGGGAAUCUUUUUUCCCAUAAUUACUAAGUGGCCCUCCUUAAGUUACACUUGUGACUACCGUUACAGUGUGAUUUUAUUAAACAUUUUAAUGUAAUUCACCUGUCAAAACAAUAGAUUAUAAAACUCCUUAGAUUAGUCUGAACUACUAAAGAUAACUUUUAAGAAGGAAAUGGAAUUCAUAAUAUCACCUCUUAUUUAUUAGCAAUAUUUUAAUAUGAAAAUUUUAUAUAUAAAAUCGCUAUUUUAGGUACCUUUCCAUUCUCUUUAUAAAUGUGUGUUUGAAUUGCUCUGUAUAUAUCACACUCUCAUGUAUGAAUGUUUACCCAUAUUUCAGAUCACUGCAUUUUAUGCUCUUAAUACACUGUUUUUACAACUAUUAUUUUGUUUCCAAAGAUAACGUAUUUUGAAGUAGAAAUCUAGUUGAAUUGUUUUGACUUCUAAUAAUUCGGAUGAAAGAGGAAUUAAUAACUUUUUAAAGCAAGUGUCCAAGAAAAUAAAAUACAUUAUUUUUUUCUAACAAAAAGUUCUGAGUUAGUUCAGAACUGAGGAGAUCUGAGAAGCAGAUGCUCAUCUAGUUUUUGUAUGUCAAUUUGUCUCCGUAGAAGUAAAUGCCUCUUCUAUUUCAUUAAUUCUUUCAUUCUGAAGACUUUAAUGUGUUAGAAUUUGGACAGAGUAAAUCAAGCCUCACAAGUCAAAUGUAACAAUCUUCAAACUGUGCUGCAAAAUUGUCUAGUCUUGGAGAAAAAUUAAAAUUUCUCUAUGUGCCACUUCAGAUAAAGGUUCAAAAAUCCCUGAAGUGUUCAAAUUCUCUUACCAACAUCACUAAAAUUAGUACCCAAAGAAAGUAUUGUGAGGUAUUUUUCUAGACAUUAGAAUCUAAAGGAAAAGAGAAAAUUGCUUGGCAAAAAAACCCCUCCAAUUCCAAGAAAUAAGCCCAUUUUUAAAAGGAUAUUCUUUAAAACUUAAAAUUACCUGUGAUGUUUCCAGAGUUCUGAACUAAUAGAUUGUCUCAAACAGCUCGUUAAGUUUUUUAAUAAUAUAGUAAAAGUUAUUACCAAAGCAGAAUUAAAAUGGGCCCCAAAUUCUGUUUUCAAUUUGUUCUUAGAAUGUAUUUAUGAAAUAUGAUCCUUUGCUUGAAAGUAUCUACAGAAAAGCCCAUUAACUUGGCAGCUUCAUGUAUAAAGAUAUGAAUGACUUCUGCCUUAAAUUUGGCAGCCUGCACUGCUUGGGUCAGAUUUUAGUCUUGAACACAAACAGUAUUUGACUAAACAAAGAAAUGCCUCCAUCUACUCAAAACAGCUUUUUGUAAUCCUAACGUGUUAAAUUUGCCUGAGUAUUAAUUAAUAUCUCAUUGAUUCUGUUUUCUUUGAAGUACGACAUAGCUUUUGCAGGGAGCUUUUGAAAGACGCUUUCAAUUUCCCUCAAUUCUUUAAGUCAUCCAAAAUGAAUUUAAAAUCCAGGAAAUGGGGAUACAUUGCCUUAGUUAUGGUAAGCUUUAAAUUGAAUGUGUGCAAUAUCAAAACCUUUAUAAGUUUACAAAUUGGAUAAAAACAUUUCCUGAUGAUGCCAGUAGUGUCUUAGUGCUUAGUCGUUAUGGUCACAAUUUUCAAAUUUGACUUCACUGUUUUUUGGCAUUAUUCAUUAAGAAUGUUACCAGCCAGUGUGCUUGUACACAUUUGUGCUUCUGUUUAGAUCACUUAGGGACAGUGAAAAAGUUUGGCAAGUGUUGCAUUUGAUAGGAUAUAUUUCCAGAAUAUGAGCCAUAUGCUGUAAUACUGAAUACAACAGUGUUAUCCAAAGAAAGUGUUUGCUUAAUUAUUUCUUUAAAGGGUUUCUGGCAAAUAGGAGCUUUGAGUUUGAAAUAGUUGGAUGAGAUUGUGCCUGUACUAAGGUCUUAGUGCCUGUAUUAAGGUUUUAAUCGGGACUCUGAUUUAUUCCACUUAGGUAUUUCUACUUAAGCUCUCCAAAGGAAAGGUGCUCUUAAAAAAAGUAUCUUCAGUGCUAGUACUCAUACUAGUACUUUAUUUGGAUGAAUAUUCUAGUCAAAAAAUGUUUGUUUUGCACAGCAUUUUAUCCAAAUACUUGGUAAACUAAUUUUACAUUCCCGUUAGUUUUCUUGGUUGAAUAUGCAUUUAUUGGGUAUGCUAAAAUAAGGAUAAGGGACAGAGUUGAGUUCUUUGAGAGACUAUGAUAUUUCACAAAUACUGAUGACCAUAUUUGUUAUUAUGUACAAUUGUUAGCACUUUAUGAGGAAGUUGAGAAGAAAAUCUCAUAUAUACCUUCAGUUUCAAAAAUGGCAAAAGAGACUGCCACUGCCAAUUAGCCGUUGAAUAUUCGCAGAGCUUAUGUGAUUGGGGGUUAAAAUAAGACUAAUAUUUUUUCAUGUUAGAUCUUAUAAUUAGACAAGUUGAUUUGAGUUUAAAAAAUCAGUCUGAAAUCAGAAGUGAUUUUGACCAUACAAGAUUGUUCUCUUUAAAAUUUUCAAAUUUGUUCAGCCUUUUAAUUAAGCUAAUCUAUUUACUUUGAGAUUUUCACCCUUUGAUUCUAGUAUUUACCCAAAUUAGUCUUUAAAAAAAAAAAAACGCAUGAACUUAGGACACCAAUACCAAUAACAGAUGAUGUACGUAGCCGAAUAGUGUUUUUGUUCCAUUAUGUAGUUCCUUAGACACAAUGCUGACACAAAGAAAUAUUCUUAGUAUUUAAAAUUAUAUGUUCAUUACACCACUAAGUGCCCAUUUUUAUAUACAUUUGAGGAUUAUUUUAAAAAUAAAUUCAUGUUGGAGAGUGAUUUCAGAAAUAUAGUCAAAAAUAUAUUCUAUUUUUGUUGGCAUCUUGAGAUUUCUCAGGUUUUUCAUUUUACCAUAUUCUGUACCAUUCUGUAAAUGGCUUAAAGUGCUUUCUUUGUUUAUAUAUUUUUUGCCUUGGUGUUCACACUGUUGAGGCUUGUUAGUCAAUUUUUGUUAGUUAUUUUUGUAUCUAUUUGUGUGUGUUAAUGUUUACCAGUUUGGGUUUUGGUUUGCUUUUAAAAGAAAUCCAUUUGUCUUAUUAAUGUGAAACGUAAUACAAAAUGUAUAUGCUCUAAACUGUAGUAGAAAUUUUUUUUUGAUUAUCUAGUUUAGUAGGUUGAGGUUAGUGAACACAAAAUUAGAUUACAUGUAAUGAAAACUUAAAUGGUACAUAUAAAGUUACCAUAGUGUUUUUUUCUGAUUUAGUGACAGAUGUUAUUGGUAGUGCUAAAGUAAGAUAUGUGAGUGUUAAGUACUUACAGAAGGUUUAGUACUCUACAGAAUUUUUAAAUACCUUUUGGUCAGAAGUGACUGUGAAGAAGAGAGAGUUGAUUUCAGUUCAAUUUUUAAUUUUAGGUUGAUGGAAAUAAUUACUUGAGGAAACCUAUGGAGAAAUUCAUUAAGAGAUAAAACCCUUAACAGAUUAUUCUUGCCAAGUUGUGUGGUGGUGGGGUGGAAGAGAGUUUAUUUACCAGAAUAAUAAGGUAGUCGGGCUCUGGCACAAGGAAAGGUGUCUGGGAGGAAGGCUGUAAUACUGUGUGCAGAAUAACGACGAUCUAUCAUGCACAUUUUCAUUAACUUCAUCCUUUCAUAAUUUCCCUUGUAUCUAACCUAUUGAGCAACUUGUUCAUCUUGCUGUGAACCAUUAAGCUUUUUUCAUACCUACUUAUAAUAAACUUGCCCUAUUCUUCUCAGUUUAAAAGAUGUCCAGAUUACAAAUGCAUUUUAGUAAUAUUGAAUUAUUCCAGAAUUUUAAGCUUACCAAAGUAAAACAAAGAAAAAAAUCAUGAAGAUAAGUAUUGCCCUCCACCUUUCCCCCAAAAAAUUGUUAGUUGAACUUUUUCUCAACUGCACAUAAAGGGGAUUUUAGGAAAUGUAUGUGUCUUUCAAACACAAAAUACUUAUUUCCAUUCUGCUUCCAAAAGAGCCAGGUUAGAAAGUGUUCAGUAGUGAUUUCUGUUAAAUGUCAUCCCUACUUUGUGUACAUGUGUUAACCUUUAAACCUGAGUAACAUGUAGUAUGGUCAUUGAACUUUAAUCUCUCUUUGGUAUUACAGAUUUAUUUUACAAAAUUGUGCUAAAACCUUUGGGAAAAGAAAAAGAAACUGCAACAGUGAAAACACAAGUUGGUUUCAAAAAAGUUUAUUUAGACAUUACUUGGCUGUUACACUUUUAAAACUGCAAUAAUUUAUAUAUUUGUAUUGCUCUGCUUUGGAACUGUUAACUGCAUAUCCUUGUGUCUUUCAGAUUUUACAACAAUAAAAUCACUAUUUUGUUA